GAUCAAAUGGAUCACCUACAAAGUCUUAACUUUGAAUAUGGCCAUGAGUUCCCGCAAUGGGACUUCAACAUAAACCAGAAUGAGUUCAUCAAGUUUGACGAGAAAAAUGGAACUGUAGAACUUAGUUCUCAAGAUGAAAUAAAUCUGAAGAUGUUAAAAAUGCAGACCCUAGAAGAUGUUGGCUCGUCUCAAUCAGAGAAACCUUUAAGUAAGAAUAGCUAUUCUCUGAGGAAAAAUCCGAAAAGAAGACUACAAUGCUUUCUAGGGGAAUCCUCCUUGAAACUGAGACAAACUCUCGAUCCUUCCCUUUUCAGCUCAAAAACAGGCAAGUACCCAGCAAGGAAGGACAUUACCAUGAAGGCAGUCUUGAGAGGGAUUAGGAGAUUUUACAUAAAUAUUUUCAGAGCAAGAUAUCCUACUCUGUUCUUCUCCAAACUUGCUAAAGCUCAAAAUACACAGAUAUCUCAAGACGUUCAUGAGAUGUGAGUGGAGUUGUUCUCAGAAGAAGUCGUCAUGAAGUACAAAAUUCAUAUUUUCAUGCAAGCUUUAUUGAAUCUCAAAUUGGUCGAAGACAAACAAGAGUCAAGCCAGGAGUUCAAAAGGGCUAGCCAGGUCUUAAAAUGCUGCAAGAGUUUUUCCUCGAGGGCAUUUAGUCAGUUUUGUGAUGACCCAUGAUUCCUGAAAAUUUGCCAAAAGAUUCAAUCAGACUAUGAAGAAGAGUUCUUAUCCAGCCUCAAAAGUAAAGAGCAUAAUUAUGAGCGAUACAGAGAAGUUCUAAAUAAUUUUAAUCAAUAA
Messenger RNA from Moneuplotes crassus, 795 nucleotides. The record is from the annotation of a GenBank genome assembly. NCBI's taxonomy places the organism in Eukaryota, Ciliophora, Spirotrichea, Euplotida, Euplotidae.